Durotheca rogersii is the source of this 2136-nucleotide messenger RNA. Its product is annotated as P-loop containing nucleoside triphosphate hydrolase protein. The transcript has a single exon. The coding region runs from base 1 to 2136 and encodes 711 amino acids. Gene Ontology annotation, molecular function: ATP binding; ATP hydrolysis activity. NCBI's taxonomy places the organism in Eukaryota, Fungi, Ascomycota, Sordariomycetes, Xylariales, Xylariaceae. The record is from RefSeq and is a predicted model, not a curated record.
AUGGGCGACUAUGAUGAUGACGAACUUCGACGCAUCUUCGUCGAGAUGGCCAAACACAACUCUCUACAUAUUGAGGGUGGCGAGAACGGCCGACACGCCCGUCUAUUGGCAGCACAGAUCAGUCGUGGCCGAGGGCAGGCUGGAUUUGGAAACGCUCAUACGCUUAACGCGGCGUACCGCGAGGCUUUAUACCGGUGGGUAGCUCGCAUUAGAAAAAGUAACCGAGAAGGUUCUGCCGCAACUGACGAAAAGGUUCUGACCAAAGAAGAUAUCAUCGGGCCUCGACCGAGAGAUGUCCGUAACGAGAGUAAAGCGUGGAAAGAGCUCCAAAGCAUGGCGGGCUUGGGGGAUGUCAAGACAGCUGCUAGAAACAUCUUCGAGCGAGUGAGAACCAACCAGCAAAGAGAACUUAGUGGCGAAAGGCCUCUGGAAACCUCACUCAAUAGAGUGUUCAUGGGCCCACCAGGGACUGGAAAGACUACCGUAGCGAAGCUAUACGGUCAAAUAGUGGCCGAUGCUGGCCUUCUGUCAACCCAAGAAGUUGAAGUUAAAACACCGAGCGACUUCAUUGCAUACUACAUAGGAGAAUCGGGGUCUAAGACUAACGCCAUACUCGACUCUACAAGAGGAAAGGUCCUAAUCAUAGACGAUACCCAUAUGUUCUACCCGGUGAACAGAGCGGAUAUAUCGAAACAGCCAGACGAUUGUAGGAUCGGGCGCAUCGAUGUUCUCGUGUCCAAGAUACGCAACCAGCCGGGCGAGGACCGCUGUGUGACCCUUGUCGGCUACCCAGAUUUGCUUGAAGAGAUGUCUCGGAACUGCAAUCCUGGUUUACGAAGGCGCUUUCCGCUCGAAGAAGCCUUCCAAUUUUCAGACUACGACAACAAGAGACUGAGAGAGAUUCUCCAGUUGAAGACGAAGGCAUACCAAAUUACUUGUACUGAAGCAGCUACGAACGUCGCAGUAGAAGUCUUACGUCGAGCGAGGGACCGUCCUGACUUCGGAAACGGAGGUGAUGUUGUGAACCUUCUAAGUCAGGCCAAGAUUAGAUACCAUAAGAGGAUUUUAAAACAGAAGAAUGGAAGGAUAAUUGGCCUGACUAGCAAGAAAUAUGACAACGAUUCAGUCACAGGGAAGCAAGACGACACUGGCCUAAAAGUACACGCUGCCAGGGGCUCCAGGUAUUCCUCGCUUGGGCUUGAGGAGAUGACCGGAACGUGUCUCGAACCCAGAGACUUUGACCCAAACUACGACCGUGGUGCUACUGCCAGCGAGCGAUGUCGAACCUUGUUCAAUGGACUCCACGGGUUUGAGGGCAUCAUCCAACGUUUCGAAGAGUGCCAACGAGAGGCCGAAAACUUGGGGCUCAGUUCCAAGAACCCAAAAGAGAGCAUACCAUCCACAUGUGUAUUUAAAGGUCCCCCGGGGACCGGGAAGACCAGGACAGCCAGGAUAAGCGGCCAGAUAUUCUACGGCAUGGGGUUUCUCUCCACCAACGAAGUUAUUGAGUGCUCUGCUACAGACCUCAUAGGCCAAUAUAUCGGCCGCACAGGCCCGAAAGUGAUUGAAUUUUUUGAAAGGGCGCUGGGAAAGGUUUUUUUUAUUGACGAGGCCUAUAGACUAGGACCCACCCGCCGAGGUGAACGGGGCAGCUUCACAGAAGACGCAGUUGGGGAGCUCUUCGACUGCAUAACGAAACCCCGGUAUCAACGAAAGAUGGUCAUCAUUUUAGCGGGAUACACACAGGAUAUAGACCAACUCAUGGAGGUUAACGCUGGCCUCCGAGGGCGCUUCGCGACCGAAAUCGAGUUCCCUCCCCUAGGCGUAAGGGCCUCCACGUAUCAUCUGCAAAAUACUAUCAGGAAGAAAGACAUAGCCCUGACGCGGGGCGAUGAUUCCGACGAAACGGAAACCAAGCAAAUAACUAGGCUACUGAUGAAAUUGAGUAUGACAAGGGGCUGGUCAAACACAAGAGACAUUGAAACGCUAGCAGAUAUCAUCGUCGCUAACAUGCACAAGAACAAGGACGUGGCCAGGAGGAGACAAAUGGAUGAGAUGCUGGAACUCACAAACAGUACUCUUAUCAUGCAUUUGAAGUACAUGCUUCGACAACGGACUGGGGGGGGUAGAAAUUAA